AUGCCUGGCCUACCGGCUAGUAUCGAUCUGGACGAGUGCAUCGAGAGGUUGUAUAGAAAAGAACUGUUAGCGGACACGGUAAUCGAGGCGAUAUGCUCCAAAGCCAAAGAACUAUUGAUGAAAGAGAGCAAUGUCGUCCACAUUGCAGCGCCAGUUACGGUGGUGGGAGAUAUUCACGGGCAAUUCUUUGAUAUGAUUGAGAUCUUCAAAAUUGGCGGGUUUUGUCCCAACACAAAUUACUUGUUCCUUGGCGACUAUGUCGACCGAGGUCUUUUCAGCGUCGAAACAAUAUCUCUCCUUGUCUGCCUCAAGCUCCGCUAUCCGCAACGCGUCCAUCUUAUCCGCGGGAACCACGAAUCGCGAGGCGUCACCCAGUCCUAUGGCUUCUACACCGAAUGCGCUCGGAAAUACGGCAAUGCCAACGUCUGGCACUAUUUCACUGACAUGUUCGACUUCCUCACUCUUAGUGUGGUAAUCAACGAUCAGAUCUUUUGCGUGCACGGUGGCCUCUCCCCCUCCAUCCAUUCAAUAGACCAGAUCAAAAUCAUCGACCGGUUUCGCGAAAUCCCACACGAGGGCCCUAUGGCAGACCUCGUCUGGUCAGAUCCGGAUACAGAACGUGAUGAGUUCUCUCUGUCACCUCGAGGCGCGGGGUAUACCUUCGGAGCGCAGGUCGUUCGGAAAUUCCUCGAAGUCAAUAGCAUGUCACAUAUCCUGCGAGCGCACCAGCUUUGUCAAGAGGGAUACCAGGUCCUCUAUGAUGACCGGCUAAGUACGGUCUGGAGCGCACCAAAUUACUGCUACCGAUGUGGCAAUCUGGCCAGUGUGCUUGAGGUUAGUGAUACUGGCGAACGGUUUUUCAAUAUAUUUGAUGCGGCACCUGAAAAUGAUAUCCACCGCGGGGAGCAGCAGGCGCAGCAAAGCAAGGACGGCCAGGGCCCUGUGAUCGACUACUUUCUGUGA
This is a messenger RNA of Aspergillus puulaauensis, 963 nucleotides long. It is a transcript of the gene PPG1, whose product is annotated as serine/threonine-protein phosphatase. Gene Ontology annotation, molecular function: protein serine/threonine phosphatase activity. The record is from RefSeq and is a predicted model, not a curated record. Gene Ontology annotation, biological process: peptidyl-serine dephosphorylation. Lineage: Eukaryota; Fungi; Ascomycota; Eurotiomycetes; Eurotiales; Aspergillaceae. The transcript has 3 exons. Bases 1 to 963 code for a protein of 320 amino acids. Gene Ontology annotation, cellular component: FAR/SIP/STRIPAK complex.